Messenger RNA from Adineta ricciae, 1434 nucleotides. The record is from the annotation of a GenBank genome assembly. NCBI's taxonomy places the organism in Eukaryota, Metazoa, Rotifera, Eurotatoria, Adinetida, Adinetidae.
AUGAUAAAUAAAAACUCACUGUAUCAACUCGAAGAAAUACUUAAAUCUACAGAUGUAACCUACACGAGUGCUCGUAGUCAAGAUGAAUUUAUCGAACAGAUUGGCACUUACCUCAUUCAUUUGAUUGUUCAACAAGUGCAAAAUGCGCCCUUUUAUUCGGUCAUGAUAGAUUCUAUUCCUGAUUGCAGUCAUCGAGAAAUUUAUUCAUUGGUUAUUCGAUAUGUUGAUCAUGAUUUGAAUAUACAUGAACGUGUGGUUGCUUUGAAAGAGUUGCCCACCAAAAAUGGUCAAGCUAUAUGUGACUUUAUUCUCUCUAUACUUCAUGAUUAUUACAUUUCAACUGACUCCUUAGUCGGUCAGUGUUAUGAUAAUGCGCCUAAUAUGGCAGGUUGUAGACGUGGAGUUCAAAAUUGUAUGAAAGUUGCACUUAAACGUGAUAUCAUUCAUGUACCAUGUGGUGGUCAUUCAGCAAGUCUCGGCGUAAAACAUGGUUGUGAGUGUUCAACAGAAUACAUUCGUUUCUUCAAUUUACUCGAAGAAAUAUACAUUUUCCUCAGUAGCAGUAUCAAUCGUUAUCAUAUAUUUCGAGCUCAAAUUAAUUCAUCAACAUCAGCUGUAACGGUAAAAGGCUUAUCAGUCACCCGAUGGUCCCCUAACUAUGAAUCGAUUAAUGCUAUAUGUCGUUCUUUACUGGAAAUUAUCAAUACAUUUGAUUUAAUAAUUAGUCAUAUUGAUGAGAAAGUUGAUAGAAAUGAAACAGUUACACCAGACGAUCGAAAAGCAAAAGGACAAAGCAUUAAUUUACGAGAAGCUAUUUUAUCAUUUGAAUUCAAUUUGUUACUAAAUUUUCUAAAUCAAGAAUGUGAUGAUCAAGCAUUAUGUAAUGGUGUUGAUAUUGAAAAUGAAUUCGCUCGACAUCAUCAUCAACGACAACGAUCUGUGAGGAUCGAUUCGACUUCUAAAACUGGUAUUCGCUUGAAGCGUGUUGAAUAUUAUGUGAAAUUAAUGCGUGAAAUUCUGGAUUAUUUAAUUGUUGCAUUUUCUGAAUACCACAAGUUAAUUGAAGAAAAACUUGAGCAUUUUUCUAAUAUCUUUCCUGGCCGUGUAAAUCAACUAACUCUUGCAAAUGCUAAGAAAAUUUGUGAUAUUCUACCUGGUAGUUCAAGUCCUGAACUCUUAUACUCAGAAUUCCAGCUGUUAAAAAAUGACUUCGAUAAUUAUACUGAUAUGACCGAACUUAUUGAUAAAAUUAAAAUAAUUCGACACGAAUAUCCAAAUACUACACGUAUUUAUCAAUUUCUUCUUGCAUUACCAAGAACUGUUGCGACAAAUGAACGCUGUUUUUCGAAAUUAAAAUUGGUUAAAAACACCCUCACCCACCCUGGCAUGGUUGAUAAUUUCUUCAGAAGAAAGAGAUUUGUUAGGUUUUGCUGA